GCUUGUAGGGUUAGUGGAAAGAUGCUGUUAUAGGAGUAUGCAGAGUAAGUCUUUGCAGCUAGCAGCAUACUAUGCAGGGAAACCGAACAGGGUUGAUGUGAUUGGUUGGGUGCAAGUGAAGUAAGGUGCUGAAUAAUUAAUGUGUGUGGGGAGAGUUGGGGUGUAGUGGGUAUGAAAGAGACUGGGGUGAGGAGACACAGAGGCAGUGGAGAAGCUAUGGAUGGAAAGAGAGAUGCUGUUGCCAGGGAACAGCAGCCAUAUAGAGGAUAACUGAAAACAACAGCAGGAUUAUCUAAUGGAGUAAAAGGACACAGAGACUGAAGCUAAUUUUCCCCAAGUUGCUGUAGGGAUAAAUAAGCUGCCACCUCGGACAGAUUUGGAUACAGAGGAAACUCAAAGAAGGGUUUGAAUUAUAUUUGGGAGUGUAAAAAGAUACUCCAAAGGUAUUUGGUGCUACAAGCUGAGAAAAGGGGGAGACGGAUAGAGAGAGGGAGAGGUCAUGAUGCCAGCGCAGAUGCAUUUUGAUUAAAGGAAUUUUGUGUCUUGGUGGUGUGGACGUAGGAUCUGAGAGGCAGGCUGUCGGCUCGCUCUUCACGGCCAGUCUUUCCCCAACAAAGGUGGCCAGAGGCGGAGGAGAACGUGGGGGGGGGUCCAAGCACAGAGGUGCACCCUGUCUUCAGACACCUGCUGCUGGCUAGCAGCUGACAUUGAGGACACUGUAUGACUGUGUCUGUGCGUGAGUGAGUGAAAGACAGGGAGCGUGAGAGGAGAAAUUUCAGCCUAACCCCUGCUUCUCUGUUGGUGUGGAGGAUCAGGACUUUCUCCCCUUGAAUCUUUGCAUCUGUGACUGAGGAGGAGGGCGGACACGCAGACACGGACCAGCGAGAGGUUUUGAGGGGAUCUCACACGGCUCAUGCCCUGCGCUCCUCUCUGAGGGAUGGGCACCACAGAGGCAACUCUACGAAUGGAGAACAUGGAAGUGAAAGACGAGUGGCAGGAUGAAGACUUUCCCAGACCACUACCAGAGUACGGAGACAUGGAUUCCUCUUGUGGUCUCACAGACGACAGAGCCUGUCUUGCUGUAGCUCCCCCUAACUCCCUGAAUGUGAGCCCACCUGGAGGAGGCGGUGGUGUGUCCACAUCCCACCGUAAACGGCGUACGCUGGUUGCCCCUGAGAUGAACCUUUCACUGGACCAAAGCGAGGGUUCUCUGCUAUCAGAUGACUUCCUGGAUACGCCGGACGACCUGGACAUCAAUGUUGAUGACAUCGAUACGCCUGACGAAACAGACUCGCUGGAGUUCAUCACCAAUGGCAACGAGCUGGAGUGGGAAGAUGACACACCGGUGGCCUCGGCUAAAGCAGGUCCCAGUGACAGUUCAGGAGAAGCAGAUGGGGAUGGGAAUGCCAACAACGGACGUCUCUGGAGGACAGUGAUCAUCGGAGAACAGGAGCAUCGUAUUGACAUGCAGGUCAUCAGACCCUACCUCAGGGUCAUCACACACGGAGGUUAUUAUGGCGAGGGCCUUAAUGCCAUCAUCGUUUUCUCUGCCUGUUACCUUCCUGACAGCAGCUGUCCUGACUACCACUACAUCAUGGAAAACCUCUUCUUGUAUGUGGUGAGCAGUCUGGAGAUGCUUGUGGCUGAAGAUUACCUGAUCAUCUACAUGAACGGAGCCACUCCUCGGAGUAAGAUGCCUGGGAUCAGCUGGCUCAAGAAAUGUUACCAAAUGAUUGACAGAAGAUUGAGGAAGAACCUGAAGUCUUUGGUCAUCGCUCAUCCCACCUGGUUCAUACGCACGGUGCUGGCUAUAUCCAGGCCCUUCAUCAGUGUGAAGUUCAUGAAUAAGAUCCAGUAUGUCCACAGCCUGGAUGAACUGGCAGAGAUCGUCCCCAUGGAGCACGUCCAUGUUCCCGAGUGUGUGGUGCAAUUUGACGAGGAGAGGAUUAAAGCACGGAGGGAAAGGAUGGAGCAGGAGCAGCAGCAGUCAGUCCCACAGGAGCCAAUUAAAAAGUCCGAGAGGCCGAAGUCAAUGAUUGUAAAUCAAGGAUUAUGAGAAGGACAGAGCUUUGCAGGUGGUAUAUAAGUGUGUGACAGACAUAUGGAGCAUGAACCCUUCGAUUUAUACCCACAUGAAGCAGUGGUCCAACAAGUCUACAUGUGCUUCCUUGUUUUACCAACAUCCAGCUGACGAUUUGUGCCGUCAUUUUCCGAUCAAGAUGGUGAAUCUCCGUCUCAUUUUCCCUCCGUCUGGAACCCCUUCUUCCUCUCUUCCAGAGGGUUUCAUAUUGCGACUUGAAAAUGUACGAAGGAACUAAAGAAGUGUUUUACCAUGGAAACUGAUGUUGGUUUCAUCGAGUCAUUAACCUGCUACGUGGUCGGACCUGUUGUAUCGCUCAUAUUGUAAUGUUACAUCCUCGUGAGGCUCUGGAAGGCCAGGACAUUGACAGAAACUUUAUGCUCUAUAAUGUAACACAAAAUUAAGGGGAAAGACAAUUUUGGCAAUGUUGGGUGAAACAAUUGUAACUCCAAUUGUGGUUCCUUAUGUUGUAACAAACUGAAGGAUUACAGGCUUUACUAUGGGUUGAGAAAAUUUUACAAUUCUACUUUUUGUCAAUAAUAUAAUAAAUUUACUAAAUUAACUGGUUUUACAUCCCAAAUUCAGGGUGUUUUCUGAGUUCUUGAAAAUCUGACAAUUAGAGAUAUAAGGUUUUUGCCUGAAAAUAGUGAUGUGUACAUAUGUUAUGAAAGAUUUAACAGACCAGAAUUGUCUAACAGCAACAUUAUUGAUGUAGCAGAUGCAGAGCCUGGGUCAGUAUGUGACCACCAGACCAAACUGGUUACACACAUUUUUAUUCAUGCUGGUUCGUGUGAACAAUAUAAUGUGUGUUAGAUGUAAAUAGCAAUGGUUUUCGAAUGCAUCAGAUGCCUUCAUCUUUAUUUUUUGCCUCAUAACUGCUCUAUCGCAAGGCCUUUUCGAGCUCUCUCUUUUGCUGGACUGACAUGUUGAAAAUGUUCAAACAUACUAACGUCUGUACUGUACCUUGUGUUAUGAUGUGCCUCAGUCAUCUUGUGUGUAGAAAAUGCAGGAACAUGAUCAUUAUUUGCAUUUUGUGGACUGGGAAAACCAUAUGAGCAAAUCUAUAAGAAUCAUAUAUAAAUGUUGUAAAAUGUUUGUAAAUGGUUAUGUGAGCAAUGCUUGUUUGUUUUGUGUAACAUGGUUAUGGCCACAUAUACAGAUUUCAUCUGCAUCAUAUUUACACUAUAUAUUCUGCAUAUUACACACUGUAUGUCAUCUAUAAGAUAAAUAUAAUACUAACCCACCAUAUACAAAACGCUACAAUAAUUUUGUAUGAAAUCUGUAUCAAAGUGGCCAUAAUCAAGACAAAAUACACAAGCAUUGUACAUAUGUUUGCUUAUUCAUUUUAUAAAUUGCACAUUUGUAUAAUUCUUAUAGAUCUGUUUCAUACGGGGACAUUUGUUGUCAGCUCAGAUUGUGAAAACAUGUUCUGACUACUAACUUGAUUAAGUAUAAAGCGGCCUCUGAAAGGAAGACAUUUUGAUAUUAAGUAGCUUAUGUGGAGAUUUAGUUUGUGAUUUCAAAAGCUUUGUUUAUCUCAGCAGAGUGACAUCUCCUUAUGUUUUCUGUAGUUGUUUCUGAUGAACAUUUGGGACACCUUCUCAUAUGUAACAGAAGUCUAGAAGUGAGAAUUUUUAUUUUUGUAAAGAACUGCAUCAUUGUAUUUCUUGCCUGCCUCGUUUUGCACUAUUUGACUUGGUUGUCACCUAACCUUUGAAUGGUUUCAGCAUAUAAUUUGAUUGGUUUAUGUUUAGGAGGUGAUGUGUUCUCCUAAAAUGUAUUUUGUGUUGUUGUUAAGUAGCAUGGCCGAUGUCAUGCCUUGUGUAGCUGUUAGUAACGCAUGAACAUGUUUAUGCUUCUUUGGUACAGAAAAUAGGACUAAAUGUCUAUUUCUAAGUGCCAUCUCAAUUCUAGUUUUCCUCUUGUUCUUUUGUCUUUCGGGUGCAGGAAUGUUAACGAAAAGGUUCAACUUUUCAAUUCUUUUCAGUCCUGUUAGGUUUUUUCACACCAAUAAACCAAACCUGAGCGGUUCCAUCUAAUACUUAUCAUCCUUGAUGAAACAAUCCCAGCUCAGUUACCAGCUGCUUUGGAAAGGUUUGUUGGCUGUUCUGAGUGCCUAUUUUUUAACCAAAUGAUUAAAAGAAAUCCAGAAAAGGUGAAGUAAUGUAAUGUGUAGCCUUUCGACUUCGAGUUAUUGAUAUAUAGUUUAUAGGUUUACUAUAUCAAGUCACACCCAAUAUGGUAUAUACCAAGGUCUGCAUAGAAAUGGCUGACAUGACCUUUCCAAAAAUCUAAAUGUUAAUUUUGACUAUAAAAGCACAAUAUGUAUAUUGCUACUAAUUCUUUCUUUACCAUUUGUCUGCUGUAAAAUGUUUGCUCGGACUUAAAGGGGAAAGAUGAUCUAUCAUUCAUGGUUCGGAAGUUCUUUAGAUUGAUAUGAUCGGUUCUGCCUUGUAAAUAUAACUGAAUAAACUGUUCCUCCCAAAA
Molecule: messenger RNA, 4567 nt
Organism: Siniperca chuatsi (mandarin fish)
Lineage: Eukaryota; Metazoa; Chordata; Actinopteri; Centrarchiformes; Sinipercidae
Gene: atcaya
Product: ATCAY kinesin light chain interacting caytaxin a
Exons: 13
Coding region: 938-2056 (372 amino acids)
Biological process (GO): apoptotic process
Cellular component (GO): cytoplasm
Source: RefSeq, a predicted model, not a curated record